AUGAGGGCCAAACGCUCAAAGAAGUAUCGCAAGCUCAUGCACCAAUAUGAGCUUGCAUUCGGCUUCCGCGAACCAUACCAAGUCCUAGUGGACUCAAACUUCCUCAACGCCGUACACUCAUUCAAGAUGGAGUUACUUCCCUACCUCGAGCGAACACUUCAGGGCAAAGUCAAGCCUCUCCUCACAAAAUGCUCCCUAGCAGUCAUGAUGGCCAACCAACCCAUCAACCCCCGCACUAACAACCCCGUCCGUCCCGCACAACUUCCCCCGCCCACCGUCCUCCCAUUGCGCCACUGCUCCCACAACGAAGACGACACUCCCAUCGACGAAGCGGAGUGUCUGCUUUCUCUUCUUUCGCCGUCCGCAGACGUCAAGCGGAAUAAGGAGCAUUAUAUCCUCGCCACGGCAGACCCGGCGACGCCCAAGGCUGCGCCGCAGAACGACAAGAAGCGGAAGCGGGGUGUCGAUGAGGCCGAGGUUGCGCUGAGAAAAUCGAGAAUGUUUAGGAGCGCGGCACGGGCUAUCCCCGGUGUACCGAUUGUUUAUGUGAAGCGAUCUGUUAUGGUUUUGGAGCCGAUGAGUUCGUUGAGUGAGGAGUUGAGGGAUGGGUAUGAGAGUGGGAAGUUUAGGGCUGGGUUGAAUGAUGAUGCGGUUCCGAAGAGGAGUGGGGACGGGGAGAAGAAGAAGAAGGGAUUUAAGAAGGUGAAGGGCCCGAAUCCGUUGAGUGUUAAGAAGCCGAAGAAGAGGGAUACGGAGUCGGCUCGGCCUGCGAAGAAGAGGCAGGCUGAGGAUGGAGAGGGUAAGGUGUCUGCGGAGAGGACGGAAGAUGGCGAUUCUGCGCCCAAGGCCAAGCGGAGGAGACGUCAUCAUAAUCGCGGUACUAAGAAUGAGGGCGAGGAUGGCGGCGAUGCGGCUCCUGCUGUUACGAUGGAGGAGUAA
Molecule: messenger RNA, 939 nt
Organism: Aspergillus oryzae RIB40
Lineage: Eukaryota; Fungi; Ascomycota; Eurotiomycetes; Eurotiales; Aspergillaceae
Product: rRNA-binding ribosome biosynthesis protein UTP23
Exons: 3
Coding region: 1-939 (312 amino acids)
Cellular component (GO): nucleolus; small-subunit processome
Molecular function (GO): small ribosomal subunit rRNA binding
Source: RefSeq, a predicted model, not a curated record